CAGUGGCGGCGGCAGUGGCGGCGGCAGCGCGGCGACUGGAGCGCGCAAGACCGGCGGCAGCGUGGGGGACGGCUGCGCGGGACGGGACUGUAGGAAGGAACGUGGUUCCCCCUCCCUCAGCUCCUGCCCCGAAAGGUUCAAAAUGGAUAGUAUAGAAGAACCUCAGAAAAAAGUCUUUAAGGCUCGUAAAACCAUGAGAGUGAGUGAUCGUCAGCAACUGGACACAGUGUACAAGGUCAAAGAAGAACUGUUGAGAACUGAUGUCAAGCUGCUGAAUGGCAACCAUGAAAACGGAGACUUGGACCCAUCCUCACCUUUGGAAAACGCAGAUUACAAGGAAGAAGUAAAUGGUGUUGAAGAUACUUGUUUUGAUACUGAAGAAAGUAAGGCAGAGUGGAAGGAAACUCCAUGCAUUCUAAAUGUUAAUGUAAAAAACAAACAGGACAAUGAUUUAAGUUGUGAACUCUUGUCUUCUAAUAAUGCAAUUCUUGAGCCAGCUUCUAAUCUCACCAAUGAACUAACAUCUGAUGACCCAGCCUCUACUGAGCUGACUGCUGGUGAUUCAGCUGCCGGCGAGGCCCCCUCUGGUGAUUCCAAACCUGGUGAUCCUGUUUGUGGUGAGACUGCUCCCAGUGAUCCCUCCCGUGGAGAUCCUGCCCCUGGUGAUCCCACCUCUGGUGACCCCUUGUCGGGUGAGCCGGUUAAACCAGCCUCUGUUGAACCUGACCCUGGUGAGCCAGUCUCUGGUAAACUGGCCACUGGGGAUUGUACCUCUGGUGAGCCAGUCUCUGGAGAUCCAGCUGUUGGGAAACCUGCCACUGAUGAUCAGGCCUCUGGGGAGCCAGCCUCAAGUGACCUGGUCUCAAGUGACAUGUCCCCUGCUGAUGAGGCCUCCAGUGGACUGGCCAAGGGUGAACUGGUCUUAGGUGACCCAGCCUCUAGUGAGCCAGCCUCCUGUGAACUGCCCUCGAGUGGACUGACUGCUGAACCAGCUCUUGAUUCCAACUUGGACCCAAGCUCUGUACCAGUUUGUGAACCAUUUCCUGAAACGGACAGUACAGAGCCGAACAGCAAUAAAGAUGAUUUUCUUGAAAAAGAUAAGUAUGAUGAAAAGUUAGAUCAAAUUCCGAGUAAGGACUCAUUUGAUGAAAAAAGCAAAGCUGAUAGUAAUACUGAUGCUGAUGAUGAAACUCUAGAAGCAGAAGACACCAUUAUUUGUUCAAAUCUACCUCCUGAAAAUGAAAAGAAGGUGGAGGGAGGUGCUUUUACAGAGCUCUCUCUCGGAGAAGAGACUAUAUCUAGCAGUAUGGAAAUUGACCAGGGUGAAAAAAAUGAUGAUGAAAACUCUGCAAACCUUAUAGAAGCUGUUAGUGAAAAUGUUAUGAAAGAUGGCAAAAAUGAGAGUAUUUUAGAAAAUACAGACUCUAUGGAGACAGAUGAAAUCAUUCCUAUUUUAGAAAAGCUUGCACCUGCUGAGGAUGAACUUACUUGCUUUUCUAAAACUUCUCUCCUUCCAAUUGAUGAGACAAAUACAGAUUUGGAAGACAAAAUGGAAGGUUCUUUUGGUUCCCCAUCCAAGCAAGAAAGUAGUGAGAGUUUGCCAAAAGAAGCCUUUUUGGUCCUCUCUGAUGAGGAAGAUAUUUCAGGUGAAAAAGACGAGUCUGAAGUUAUAUCACAAAAUGAAGCAUGCUCUCCAGCAGAAAUAGAAAGUAAUGAAAAAGACAGCAAACCUGAGGAGGAAGACGAGCAAGUAAUAAAUGAAGAAGAUGAAAAGCCUUCUGAGAAAAAUGAUUUUUCCAGAAGAAAACGUUCUAAAUCAGAGGACAUGGAUAAUGUGCAGUCCAAACGUCGCCGAUAUAUGGAAGAAGAAUACGAGGCAGAGUUCCAAGUCAAGAUUACGGCCAAAGGAGACAUCAACCAGAAACUUCAAAAGGUUAUACAAUGGUUAUUGGAAGAAAAGUUGUGUGCACUACAGUGUGCUGUGUUUGAUAAGACUUUGGCAGAAUUGAAAACUCGAGUGGAAAAAAUUGAAUGUAACAAGAGGCAUAAGACAGUUCUUACUGAACUACAGGCCAAGAUAGCAAGGUUAACCAAACGCUUUGGAGCAGCCAAAGAAGAUCUUAAGAAAAGACAAGAAAAUCCACCAAAUCCACCCGUCUCACCAGGAAAGUCUGCAAAUGAUGCCAACAGCAAUAAUAAUAUGCCCUACAGGAAUGCGAGCACAGUGAGACAGAUGCUGGAGUCCAAGAGAAAUGCAAGUGAGAGUGCACCACCAUCUUUUCAAGCUCCUGUGAAUUCAGUAUCUUCAAGCAACCUCGUCACUCCGCCAACAGUUGUCAGUAGUCAACCUAAACUGCAGACUCCAGCAACUUCGGGUUCUCUGACUGCAAAUUCAGUUCUUCCUGCACCCAAUACAGCUACAGUUGUUGCUUCUACUCAGGUGCCUAGUGGAAAUCCUCAGCCUACAAUCUCUUUACAAUCUUUGCCAGUGAUUCUGCAUGUUCCUGUGGCGGUGUCCUCCCAGCCUCAGCUCCUGCAGAGCCACACGGGGACUUUAGUGACCAAUCAACCAUCGGGCAACGUUGAAUUCAUUUCUGUGCAGAGCCCACCUACAGUGAGUGGUCUUACCAAAAAUCCAGUAUCCCUGCCAUCCUUGCCAAAUCCCACAAAACCAAACAAUAUUGCGUCUGUACCCAGUCCUAGUAUUCAAAGGAACUCUCCUGCCAGUGCUGCACCACUAGGGACAACGCUUGCUGUGCAGGCUGUGCCAACAGCACACUCUAUUGUACAAGCCACAAGGACUUCAUUACCCGCUGUGGGACCGUCAGGACUUUAUAAUCCAUCCAACAAUCGAGGUCCUAUACAGAUGAAAAUACCAAUUUCGGCUUUUAGUACUUCAUCUCCUGCAGAACAGAGCAGCACUACUGCCCCAAGAGUUGAAAACCAGACAAGCAAAAUAAUGGAAGCUUCUGUUAAUAAGAAGGCAGCUGAUAGCACCUCACAGAGUGGUAAAGCAACGAGCAGUGAUUCAAGUGGUGUGAUUGACCUCACAAUGGAUGACGAAGAGAGUGCAGUGUCACAAGAACCCAAGAAGCUGAGUCAUGCCCCUGUGUCCACCCUGAGUUCUUGCCCGCCUCUGUCCAGGCCGUUGCAGCCCAUCCAGCCAGCGCCACCUCUUCAGCCAUCCGGGGUGCCCACGAGUGGACCAUCUCAAACCACAAUACACUUACUACCUACAGCUCCAACCACCGUGAAUGUAACACAUCGUCCAGCAACUCAGGUGACCACAAGACUCCCAGUACCAAGAGCUCCUGGAAACCAUCAAGUGGUUUAUACUACAAUUCCAGCCCCACCAGCUCAGGCCCCUCUGCGAGGAGCUGUUGUGCAGGCUCCUGCUGUUAGGCAGCUCAAUCCCCAAACUAGUGUUACAGUUCGAGUGCCUCAAACCACCACCUACGUUGUCAACAGUGGACUGACCCUGGGAUCUACAGGGCCUCAGCUCACAGUGCAUCACCGGCCGCCGCAAGUGCAUACCGAGCCCCCACGACCUGUGCACCCAGCACCCUUACCAGAAGCCCCACAGCCACAGCGUCUGCCCCCAGAAGCUGCCAGCACAUCUCUGCCUCAGAAGCCACACUUGAAGCUAGCCCGGGUUCAGAGUCAGAAUGGCAUCGUGCUGUCGUGGAGUGUCCUGGAGGUGGAUCGCAGCUGUGCCACUGUGGACAGCUACCAUCUCUACGCUUACCACGAGGAGCCCAGUGCCACCGUGCCCUCCCAGUGGAAAAAGAUCGGGGAGGUGAAAGCACUUCCCUUGCCCAUGGCAUGCACUCUGACCCAGUUUGUCUCUGGCAGCAAGUACUACUUCGCAGUACGAGCCAAGGACAUUUAUGGACGCUUCGGACCAUUCUGUGAUCCACAGUCAACGGAUGUGAUCUCUUCUUCCCAGAGCAGUUAAACCUUGGAGCCUUUCUCUCUCCUGUGUUUUUUUUGUUUGUUUGUUUUGGUUUUUUUUGUUUUGGUCUUGUUUUUAAUCUUGUGCAUGAUACCCAAUGUAAAAUCCACAUUGUGCAAGACUUCCUGGACAGAUGUAUGUAUACACUACAUUUGUUUAUAACCAGAAGUGAAAUAAACUCAGCCCAUAAAGCAAGAAUCUUCCCGGACAAUUCAAGCUUCAGGGUUUCGAGAUGUAAAUGUGUACCUUGCUUUAGUUUUGAAGUUGGGGAAUAUGUGUUGGUGUUCUGUGUUUUUUCUCUGUUUAUGUGUUUAUUGCAAUGGAGUUUCCCAUUUUCAUGCUCAAAUUUACCUUUCUUCCAGUGUGAAGUAAGUGGAUCACAGGAUCUGAGGUAUAUAACUAGCAUGAUUUUACUGCUAAAGGAUGUGUAGGGUCAUGAUUUAAGCAGAAUCUAAAAAAAAAAAUCCAAAGAAAAAAGCCAAUAGUUAAGUAGGCUAAUUUGAACACAGCAGAGGAUAUCUAUUCAUCUUAUAUUUCUUUUUCUAGCUUUUUAAUUAGUAAACUAAGAUCUGCAGUAGCUCUUCCCUUUUCUAAUCUUUUUUUUUUUUUUUUUUACAUUUAUUUUGUGCCUUAAAGAUUAACUACAAAAUUAAACAUGGCCAUAUUUUUUCCCAUUUCUCCAUUAUCUUUACCAAAUAGAGCACACACAAACUCAAGACAUUUUUCAGCCAAGGCCUUCAUAUAUAAACCUUCGUGUGUAUACAUAAAAAUUUUAGAUUCUGUUUCUUCUAAGAAUUAUAGCUGCUUUUUUUGGUCAUUGUUUAAUUCUGUAUUACAGUGGACCAAGGUAAAACCAUGUUAUGUAAGAAAUUUUCUAUCAUACUUUGUACCAUGUUGCACAUUAUGUUGAGAUUAUAUGAAAGCAGGUCUUGUUCACUUUAUCACCCAGAACUUAGUAAACUUCACAAAAUACAGUUAGCUGAAAUAUCAAGGGGGAAGCUCCUUUUCCUCUAUUUUGUCAUCUUUUUUGUCUUGAUGGUGCCAAGUUGAGCCUGAGUUGACAGCCUUGGAUAGAAUUUAAAGUCCAUCUUUUGGGAUUAUUUUUAUAUAACAGGUACAUCACCUUGUGUAUCUCCAUUCCUCUCAAAGUUAAUAAAUUCAGCACAGGUUAUGGAUUUUCAGUAUGAGUGUGAGCCGUACUGGUCUCAGAUUGGUACUCUGAAUGUAGACAGUGUCAGAACUGCAAAGCUGUUAAGUUUGAGAGAUGGAGAUGAGAGUGUUGUUAGGGCUGUCUGAAAGAAAUUAAUGGGGUUUAUGAAAGAAUUUUUCAGUGCAUCUUCCUUUAUAAUGUUUCAGUUCAUGUUUUUACAUUUUCAAGAUAAAUUGGGUAUCUUUCUCAUAAGGGGGCAGCUGUCUCUUUUAUUAGUACUGUUUUAUCUGCUUGGGAAAAAAAUGUUCUUUAGAAAGUUUUCAAUGGCCAGUGUGGAUUUGGGGAUGAUUGAUAAUGCAGAGAGCCCAGAAACAGCCAAAAGUGCAUAUGCUGCCAGCCUUCCUUUCACACGAAGAUCGUGCUGGAAAUUCAGGUUGUCCAUUUAGUAGUCAUUAAUGCAGACUUCCACAUUCUAGAACUAAUGCUGAUACUAAAGAAGCUGCCAAUGCUGUGACAGAAUUUCAAAAAGGAAAAAUGAGUGGUCUUGUGGAUGGGCCUGAACGCCUGUGUCCACACUGGCAGCAUCAAGUGUUUGAAAAGACACCUAGCUACAGAAAAGCAAGCCCACAUUCCACAUUGAGUUUUAUUGGUGGAUUUUAUGUCAUGUGGUAAGAGUUUAUCUACCCACCCUACAAAACUUUGCCUUGAUAGUAUUUUCACUAUAUAAACUAAUCUUUUUUUCUUUCCCUUUUAUAGGGUUGUUAGACCAUGUCAUCAUUGUAGUUUGUGAGCCUUCUGUCAAAGGAAAAAUGAAUUCUCAAAUAGUAACCCUAUAAGGUUUACUACAAUAACAUAAUUACAAAAAGGGAAUGUAAUCAUGUAAUGAAAAAGAAUAUAUAAGAUGGUGUCCUCAGAUAACCUGCUUUGGAAUAUGUGGCCAAUAACCAUUGUUGGAAUUACUCAAAGGUGCUAGGCUGGAAUGCUAGGUUGGCUUUUCUUUGGAGUAAGUUUUAAUGUUAGUGUGUGCGUUUUAUCUGUUUUGCUUCUUCCGAAAGAGAGAUUGGAGGAUUCAGUUAAAAAUAGCUACUGAUGACAUUUUAGUAGCAGUUCACACUCCACGAUUAGGUUUUGUUUGGCUCACGGCAUCAUUUCAUGAAGUAUUACAAAUAAGCUCAACUAUCCCAUUUUGGGAAUGCAAGUUUGCUACAUGUAUAGCCUGACAAUACUUGUGUAGGUAUUGCCUUAUUGGAAAUCCUGGAAACUUCUGAUACUUCAGCUUGAAAUGCUUAAUACGGCAUUUAAAGGUAACAGUCAUGUUUGUUGCUCUCUACUUUGCACUUUGCCAGAGAAAUUUUCACCGUGUUUUCGGUGUAAGCUUCUUUUUUUAAGAUAAUGUUCUUAUUAGUAGAGCUAUAGAUUGCAGUUGAACUUCAUGAGGUAAUUUUUCUCUGGACUCCCUUUUAAAAUAUGCACAAGACUGUGCACUGUUGAGCACAGUGUAUAAUUUUAUGAGAGAAGUGGAGAGCUUUCCUUCCUAAGAAUAUUGGGGUACCAUUUGCCUCCCAGAGAGGUGGUCCCCACACCCUCUCCCCCUGGCCAGGAGGGAAGGACCUUGAACACAGGGACCGACACAGAAGCUUAGGCUGGGAGGGUGUGCCUCUCUGCACAAGUCUUCAGGCAGACUGUACCACACAACAUUGGAGAAGUGUUAACUUAGUAUUUGUUUUUUGCUCUCUUGCUUUAAAUAUUUUCCAAAUUGUCAUUUAUUCGGCAGCGCUAGUAUUACUGUUGCAUGAUAUGCACUUAUCUUGUCCUUUAAGUUUUCAGUACUGUACAUGAUCAGCAAAAUAAUACCUGUGGUAUCCUCACCUGGCACAGCAGGGUACUGCAAAGCCUGAAUGUGCUCCCGACUGAGCUGAGGCCGGUUUGGUAUCCUCAGUGUUCCAGGGUGUUCUUUGUUUGUUGUUAUUUUCUCGUUUGCCCAUGGCUGAUCUUUGAUUUGCAGAGACACCAUAGCCCAGUAAUAUAUUAUUAUGGAUAAUUCUGUCUAAAACUAGUAUAUGAUUCUGUCUUCUUCUCUUUUUACUGGGCAGUUUUCUUUUUCCUUUAUUAAACUUUGAUACACACACCCAAAAAGCAGAGUAAGUCUCCUGUGGCUUUCCUUAGCAUGUUAGAUUUAUAUAAUUCCACAAAGUCAUCCCUCCCCUUGAGCCAGCCAGUAGGGAGGAACAGAAUAAUACAAAUCCAUCUGUCUUCUCUUCUUCAAAUAACUUCAUCAUGUUCAAAUAAGCUUUUGUUUAUUUGUAGUAUCAAGUGAGUUUACUCAUCAUUUGUAUUUAAAUGUUAUCCUUUUGUUGAUUGAGGGUUUUUCUUUUCUCUCUCUUUUUUUUUUUUGGUGUUUUUAUUUCUGUAAAUAGGGUAACUGGGCAAUCAAACACAUUUUGGGGAUCCUGGCCUUAGUAUUUUAUUAGUCACUUCAAAACUAAAUAUUAAAAUAAGCCCUUUGUAGGAAACUUGCAUCCUGAUUUUUCUUUAUUGCAAAGUGUAAAUACUAAGACAAUGUAUAAGGCCUUCCUAAUGUCUAAUAUAAACUGGGCACGUUGUCCUAUUUUUAUUAGGUUUUGAAGGUUUUUGUGGGUAAUUUUUUUUUCUUUUUUUAAUGUAUAGUAGAGUGGCGUCUGUGUAACUGUUAACUGUAGUGGGGUUUUGUCCAGCAAGCCUGAAAUUUAUACUUUGAAAUAAAGAACUGGGUUUUUAA
Messenger RNA from Ochotona curzoniae (black-lipped pika), 7860 nucleotides. RefSeq names its product activating transcription factor 7 interacting protein (gene ATF7IP). Lineage: Eukaryota; Metazoa; Chordata; Mammalia; Lagomorpha; Ochotonidae. Gene Ontology annotation, biological process: regulation of DNA-templated transcription. Gene Ontology annotation, molecular function: transcription coregulator activity; protein binding. The transcript is spliced from 15 exons. Bases 143 to 3955 code for a protein of 1270 amino acids. The record is from RefSeq and is a predicted model, not a curated record. Gene Ontology annotation, cellular component: nucleus; transcription regulator complex.